CGUAUGCCAACGCCGCGAUCGCGUCGCCGUCGUACUACUACAACGACCGAUACUACUCUAUGCCCACCACAACAACUACUACUACUACUACGACUAAUAUACUUACGGUUUGCUCUGUGCAACUGGUGCCGAAUCUGCGCCGGGGUAGUCGCACGCUGAACACGCGUCUGGUAGGUGCGAACACGCUCUCGUGAUAUUGGUACAGUCGUCGGCGUCGAUCCGUUCCGUUUUUCGCUAUAUUAUAUCAUUUUCAAUAAUAAAAUAUAUUAUAUUAUUUCGCGUACGCGCCGUAAUAUAAUAAUAAUAAUAUAACAUUAUAUACGUUUAUUAUUAUUAUUAUUAUUGAAAUAUAAUAUAUUGUUUUAAAUCUGUGCGUCUCGCGUCUUCACGAGGUAUUUACCGAGCGUUUUUUUUUUCGCCACACGUCCGUGGUGAAAAUCUAAAAAUAAUCAAAAAAAAAAAUAUCGAACAGAAGUAAUUCGCAUUUUCUGUACCGCGUGUCACGUAUAAUAUCGCAAAUAUUACAUAUUAUAAUUAUUCGUAACGCCGUCGCGUCCGAGUGGUUGGUGGUGCCGUUAACUCUAUACAUUAAUAUUAUUUCACAUCAUUGGAGGACGCGAGUACAUGAAUACGGCACAUAACUGCAGUUCGCGCACACGAUGAACCCGACGGUCGUGCCGUUGUCCUCUGCAGCCAUCGUAUCCGUCGUCGUCUUCGCCGUCUGUCAUUCGACCGCCGCGAACUCAUCGUUCUACCGGUGACACGAGAUAGCCAUUGCAGUACACAUCGUCGAGAAGUAGGUGUGUGUAAAAAGGUAGGUGGUCGUCGACAACCGCAAACGAAGUCGUUCUCGUCGACACCGAAUUUCCGCGACAGUGUUACGCGUUCCGAGCGCCGUACCGCUAUCAGCUCGCGCUCCUGCAGCUCCGUUACACUGCACCGGCACGUCACGUCGUCCCGUGCACACGCGUAGAGACGUAAUAUAAUAUAAUAUUAUCGCCUACACCGUCACCAUGAACUCGCCGCAGAUGUACGACACGGCACCGCAGCCGCACGCCCAUCAGCCGCACCACCAGCUCAGCCAACAGGAACUGGCGAUGGCCGCCAAGAAAGCACAGCUCGGGCAGCUCAAGAACAGGUACGACAUAGCGGAACUGUCCACGCCCGAGAUAUCGCUCGACCUGCAGAACCUCAUCGACGACAGUCAGUUCAGCGAAGGGCUGUUCACGGAGAUCCUGCAACAGGGCCAGGUCAAGUUGCCCAACGGCACCGGCGGCGGCCGGAACGGCGUCAACCAGAAUGGUUUCAACUCGCGCACCACGCUCGCGUACAUGCCGCAGCCCGUGCACUACGAGAGCACGCCGGCUUCCACGGGCGGUCCCAUCAAGGAGGAACCGCCCGAGUCCGUCGAGUUCCGGAACCAGCAGCAACAGCAACAGCAGCAACAACAGCAGCAACAGCAACAACAGUACCUUAGCAACGGCCAGGGGGGCGCGUUCCAGACGUCUCCCGUGUCCAGCAACGGCAGUAGCUCGCAUCUCAAGGCCCAUCACCACAACCACCACCGGAAGUCGAGUUCCGGCAGCAACAAGUCGGUGGACAAGAACACGGACGAGUACAAGAGGAGGCGCGAACGGAACAACAUAGCGGUCCGCAAGAGCCGGGAAAAGGCAAAGAUCCGCAGUCGCGAGACCGAGGAAAAGGUCAAACUGUUGGUCAAAGAGAACGAGCGGCUGCAGAAGAGGAUAGAGCUGCUCAGCGAGGAACUCAACGUGCUCAGGUCGCUAUUCACCAACGUGGGCGUUCUGCCCGAACACCUUCAUCGGGAGCUCAACAAACAUUUCGAUGCCUAUCCACACUUGCAGUGAACCAUCAUACGCAUGGUUUCAAGAAAUUGGCAUCGAUGAACCCGAUUCAAUAUCAUCUCCUCUCACACUUUUUGGUAUUAAACAGGAAUAUUUUCUGACCUGUUUUUUUUAUUAUUAUUAUUAUUAUUUUUAUUAUGAUUAUUAUUAGUUAGAAUAAUAUAAUGUUAUUAUUGUUAUUGUUCAUAAAAAUCGUUUAUUUAAAAGUUUCUUCGGGACUUCAUACAAAAAAAAAUAAAAUGAUAUAUUAUGUAUUAAUGUAAUAAUCCUAUAAUACCUAUAUUGUACAACUGCAGAGCAUAUCAAUAUAUAUAUACGUUAAAAUGCAAAAUGAAAAUAUAUUGGCGGCGGCGCUCAAACGCUGAGCUACUUAACUAAUAUAUAAUAAUAUCUGUAAUGAUAACGUAUAAUAUUAUUUUUGUUUACGGAUAAAAAAUGUAGAGCAUACGAUUUCUUUAAAAAAAUAUUACGAAUCUUUCCGAAAUCUUUCGAUAUCGGGUACCUACCUAUAUUUUUAUACGAAUGUAUCUAAGACAUAGAUUAUUAUUAUAUGAAUUAUUUAUUUAUUUUUCUAUUCGUACAAAACCCCUUUAUAAUCAACUCAAAUAUAUUAUUAUUGUUAUGAAACACACCGCAACAUUAUAUUCACCCCUCCUUUUAGGUUUGUAUAAAAUAUGUGCAUACGCCACGAGUGUUCAAUUUUUAUUACCUAUCGUUUCGAAGAUUAUUGCUCGUCUUCUUGUAUUUUCUCUUAUUAUAAUUAUUAUUUUAUUUACCUA
Aphis gossypii (cotton aphid) is the source of this 2644-nucleotide messenger RNA. Its product is annotated as CCAAT/enhancer-binding protein-like. The coding region runs from base 1014 to 1868 and encodes 284 amino acids. The record is from RefSeq and is a predicted model, not a curated record. The transcript is spliced from 2 exons. Lineage: Eukaryota; Metazoa; Arthropoda; Insecta; Hemiptera; Aphididae. Gene Ontology annotation, biological process: DNA-templated transcription; regulation of transcription by RNA polymerase II. Gene Ontology annotation, molecular function: DNA-binding transcription factor activity, RNA polymerase II-specific; RNA polymerase II cis-regulatory region sequence-specific DNA binding.